Racocetra persica is the source of this 180-nucleotide messenger RNA. NCBI's taxonomy places the organism in Eukaryota, Fungi, Glomeromycota, Glomeromycetes, Diversisporales, Gigasporaceae. The record is from the annotation of a GenBank genome assembly.
UACAACAUCAUAUAAAGAAUCAUGCUCUUUAUAGAAAAGGGUUCGGCUUGAUAAAAAAAGCUUUAAACAUAGCAGUUAAAACUGGAUGCACAGAAGAAUUAUAUGAAUUAUAUCAGCAAUUUAUAGAAGGGAUAGAAAAUCAACUUGAAAAACAAAAAGAACAUGCUAUACAACCAGAUA